Molecule: messenger RNA, 694 nt
Organism: Babesia bigemina
Lineage: Eukaryota; Apicomplexa; Aconoidasida; Piroplasmida; Babesiidae
Exons: 2
Source: RefSeq, a predicted model, not a curated record
AUGGAUGCCAGGAAAAAGCAGUUGAAUGGUAUCAAUGAUAGCCGUAUUCAACUUGGUGAAUUGGCUGGGCAGCUUGGCGGAUUUGUUGGUCAAAGUGAGAGUGUUAAGAAAGCCGUUGUGAAUGCUAUUAUCGCUAAAAUUAACAGUAAUGAAGAGCUUAAACAUCUUUACUCUUCUCUUGUUACUAACCUUUCUGAGUCUGUCAAGUCUGCUGGCCAGGCUGAUGACACCGGAAAAAUUAGUGAGCUAAAAAGUAAAAUUACCACUGAAAUUAAGCUUACUGAAGAGACAAUGAAGAAGCUUAAACCUUCUGUAAUUAACUCUCCUUCUUCCCCCUCUCCCUCUGCUGAGUCAGACAAAUUGCACUCCAAGUUGCAGGCUUUGGAGAAAGUGGAGAAGCUUUGUGAAAAUUAUGAGAAACUUAAAACUUCUGAUAAUAACCCAAAAAAUCUCUUAGAUAAUUUAUGUGACGGCCUCGAAACCUUCCUCGGCUUCAACUCUGCUUCCAAAGGCUACGAUGGCACUGGGAUAGUGUACUCCGACUUGGAUAGGCUGUGUGACGGGGUGAUGGGAUUUUUGAGUGGAGUGCUUGGUGCGGUGAAAAACGAAAAUGAAGUGACAACUUAUGAUAAUUACAUAACUUCAACUAAUAUUAAUAGUGUAGUUAGCAAAAUACAUGACUGUAUUGGUAAGG